ACCCAUUCCGAGGCCCUCCUACUUUACCACUUUUGUUCCAAAGGCCCCUAGACGAAACUUUUUCAUCCCGAAGCCCUUCUACUACUGAAACUGUAAUAACGAUGUCCCUCCGUGGAUGGAAAAUCCCGCGUGCUUCCCAACCGUCGUUAACAAACGGAAUGCCUCGCCACGUCAUAGUAAGCACGUGAAUCUGUUGGACAGCGUGGAAAUAAUUGCCAUGUGGUUUUUACCCACUGCUUAUUACGUGGAUCGGUAUAAAAUUUAUUAACUCAAUUUUUUUUACCCUUUUACCCUUUCUCCUAACCAUCCUCCUUUAGCCUUCACGUCCGCAGCCCUAAAUUUUCUCCCUUUCAAUUGUUUUCUCUGGUUUGGUUGUCUGUCUUACGUCGUGCACCCUUCUCUUUUUUUCUAUUCUCGUUCGUUCUCGUGCUUCGCGACUAUGGCUGAGGAAAUGUACGAUGGUGUGAUUCCGGCUACUGAGAAUAGCAACUGCAAGUGUGGAAAGAAGGCGAAGAUGCUGGUUUCCUGGUCAGAAAAGAACCCCGGGAGGCGAUUUUUCCGGUGUGAGGGGAACAAGUGCUCGUAUUUCAUGUGGCAUGAUGAAGAGUAUGCUCACCACAUCAAAACAAUGCUGAAUCAUCUGAAACGUCAAGAAACAAACUUGUCCAAGGAGGGGGAAUAUCUGAGGGGUGAAGUUUUUCGUCUGAAGUACCUAAUGGACCAUGCUAGUUCCCUUGAUGCUAUCGAGAUGGAGAAGAACCUGAAGGAAGUCAAAGCUGAGAAAGCCAAUUUGGAGGGCAAAGUGGCUGAAUUGAACAAAGAGUUGAACAUGGAGCUGAAAAAAAAAUUAGGGGAGAUGCAGCAGUAUGAGAAGGAGAUCCAGUCUGUGAAGAAGCAGAAGGAGCUGAGCAAUUAUCUUGUCACUGCUGUGGCUGUGUUGCUGAUUGCCUUUGUUAUUAUGAUGAAAUUUUAAUUAAAGCUGUUAAGCUUGCUACUCUUAACUAUUAGGUGGUUUAUUAAGUUUUGUUGUGUUUAUGUACUUAAGUAGGUAAUUUCUGAAGUACUUUUGAGCAAGUUUAUGUUGUGAUGCAGUAUGUUGUGUUGCGAAGUACUGUCUUGUAU
Mercurialis annua (annual mercury) is the source of this 1122-nucleotide messenger RNA. RefSeq lists its product as uncharacterized. The record is from RefSeq and is a predicted model, not a curated record. The transcript is spliced from 2 exons. Lineage: Eukaryota; Viridiplantae; Streptophyta; Magnoliopsida; Malpighiales; Euphorbiaceae. Bases 440 to 973 code for a protein of 177 amino acids. Gene Ontology annotation, molecular function: zinc ion binding.